Messenger RNA from Danio rerio (zebrafish), 1656 nucleotides. RefSeq names its product Ras association domain family member 2b (gene rassf2b). NCBI's taxonomy places the organism in Eukaryota, Metazoa, Chordata, Actinopteri, Cypriniformes, Danionidae. The record is from RefSeq and is marked provisional. Gene Ontology annotation, biological process: signal transduction.
UUCCUGACUGAGCGUUUGCAACGAGGAAGAGUCUCGCAGGGAGGGGCGAAGUUUCUUUAACUUGUCAACGGCACACUUUCAUCCACGACACUGCCGUUUUCAUGGUGACCGGCUGACUUCCAGCACUUUCCUCACUGGUACCGUCAUCUUCUCUGAUGUCUGAGCGUGAGGCCGACUUGGUUCUGCGUGCUUUGCUGGAUUCCUGCACGUGCUGCUUGCACAAUAAACUUCAUUACUUCAUUCUUCCGUGUGUCUCCACUGACCCGACAUGGAAAGUGUGGAUUCAGACAAGAUCCAGGUUGGAGAAAACAAAUUUGUCAGCAAGAGUGUUAUUCUCUCACAUCUCAAAACAUAUAACGUGUAUUUUGAAGGAGAUGCCCUUCAGUUGAGACACAGAGAGGAGGAAGGAGAGCUGGUCAUAGAGGGUUUGCUCAAUGUUUUUUGGGGUGUGCGUCGACCAAUCAGAUUGCAGAUGCAGGACGAGAAGGAGACUGGCAGGCCACGCCCCUUAGUGACACCACUGGACAUCAAUACAAUAAAAAGUAACGAAACACAUCAGCCGCCAGUUUCCAUUGAGGUCACCGCAGCAGAAGAGCGGUCGAGAGACUCCAGUGAAGAGAAGCAGGAGGCAGGAGAAGGACAUCAUGAGUCGACUCUUUCUGAUCGGCUCAACAGAACCAGAAGUGAUGUCAGUGGCAGGAAAAUCGGCGGACGACGACUCGGAAUCAGGAGAGUCCAAAGACACCGGUGCUCCUUCAACGGACACUUUUAUAACCACAAGACGGCGGUUUUUACUCCAGCGGUCGGCUCUGUGACGAAUGUGCGCGUCAACAGCUGUAUGACGACAUCACAGGUGAUGCGGGUGUUACUGAACAAGUUCAAGAUCGAGAACAGUCCGGAUGAAUUUAGCCUGUAUCUCGUCCACACAAGCGGAGAGAGGCAUCAGCUGAAGCCCAAUGAUCAUCCUUUGCUGGUUAGAGUUUUGCAAGGCCCUUGUGAACAGGUCAGCAAAAUGUUUCUUAUGGAGAUGGACCAGGUGGAGGAGGUCACAUAUGAUGUGGCACAAUACAUCAAGUUUGAGCUUCCUGUUUUACAAAGCUUCAUCGCUAAGCUUCAAGAGGAAGAGGAAAGAGAGAUGCAGAAACUGAAGACGAGGUAUGCUGAAAUGCAGCGCAUCAUCAAGAGAUACAUGCAGACUUCAAAGUCUAAAAACACCUGAUGAAGUUGCUUGUAUCCUUCAACACCAUCUUUAAAAUAUUAGUAAAUGAAGAACAGUGCUUUCUCAGGAACAUGAACGUAUUUAACCUAUUACAUUUUAUUUAUAUAAUAAUUAUUGCCUUCUAAAGCUAUGAUGGCUUCUAUAAGUUUGUCUUGAUAUGGAAUGUAAAAUGUGUCAUGCAAACUUUCACUCAUGCACAAUUGAAUGAUUAUUUUUCCAGUUAUUAAAUAUUGAUUUAACGUUAAAUUCAAAUUGUGAAUAAAUAUACAAUGUGAAAUUAAGAAUUAAUAAUUUAUAAGUCAAAUGUAUUUUAUUGCUGAUCAUUUGUAUUAAUGUUUAUAGGUAUCAUAAAUAUUUAAUAUACUUGUUUUCUUGAAUAUUUUCUAAUGUAUAUGCACAGAUCUUUGCUCUUGAUAAUAAAAACAUUGUAAACUACA